GGGUCUGGUGAUUGACAGUCAGUGGCAACCAAGACAAUUCCGGAUAAGAGCCCCAGAAUUUGAGUUGUAGAAUUAGGAGGAGGAUCGCCGCAACCGGUUGUGGAGCUAGAAAGUGAAGUGAAGAGAAAUUGUGCCUCACAUCUCCGUGAAUGAUCACCACGUUCGCCCUAACCGUCCGGACUGGCAGCUGAGGAGCCACAAGACUGAGUAUGAUCUAUUUCCCAGGUUGCAGAGAAGCACAGAGCCCUUGACCAAGAUCAGCCCGACUCGAUGCCUGACUGUGGCCAAUCGUCUGGACAGGUCAGAGGCUACCCAUGACUCACCGCUGGGUCUUUCUACCUUGCAGAUUAACAACAUGCCAUCAACCUGGGUACAUGCAGUUGGUUUCACUUUAUUGCCAAAUGUGGGAGGAAUUUUUGGCUCUCAGAUAACCCGGAAAGAAAUUGCUGGCUGGUAUACAACACUCAAAAAGCCAUCUUGGUGUCCCCCUAACUGGGUUUUUGGUCCCAUGUGGACAACUUUAUACACAAGCAUGGGCUAUGGCUCCUACCUGGUGUGGAAGGAAUUGAAUGGAUUCACUGAUAAAGCGUUGAUCCCACUUGGUUUAUACGGAACCCAACUUGUCCUUAACUGGGCAUGGACUCCUAUUUUCUUUGGGGCACACAAGAAGGGAUUGGCUUUUGCUGAAUUACUCUGCAUUUAUGCCACAGCAGCAGCUACAACUGUGACUUGGUACCCCAUCAACAAAACAGCUGCUUAUCUAAUGGUUCCUUAUUUGGCCUGGUUGACUCUGGCUUCUGCUCUUAACUACUGCAUCUGGAGGGACAACAAGGAUAAGGAUGAUUAGAGCUAUUAAUUACUGUAGAACAUCGGGAAUCCAGCCUGCUCAACAACACUGACAACUUGAAGGAUGAAAUUUUGUUCCCCUGUUGAUUGUAUCAAGAGAAUUCAAAACUAAAAUUAAACCUAUGGCUCAUCCUCA
Stegostoma tigrinum is the source of this 982-nucleotide messenger RNA. Its product is annotated as translocator protein-like. The record is from RefSeq and is a predicted model, not a curated record. The transcript has 5 exons. Gene Ontology annotation, cellular component: mitochondrial outer membrane. Lineage: Eukaryota; Metazoa; Chordata; Chondrichthyes; Orectolobiformes; Stegostomatidae. Bases 356 to 847 code for a protein of 163 amino acids.